AUGGCUGCACAUGCCAUUGGAUGCUUGCUUGAGGUUUUAUCAUUGGCUGUGGAGGAAUACAACAGCUCCAAUAUGCAGACUACCAUUUCAGAAGCUGUCAAGGCAGCUUUGCAUGACCAUAAUGGUGAUAUGCAUGGUUUAUGUGAAGCUAUCAUCAAAAUCAUCAUCCAGUACCUGCAUGUUUUUUGUUCUGAGAUGUUUCCAGCAAACAAACUGUUGAUGAAGCCAGAAGGCCAAUAAAGUCUGUACAUGGUCCCAACAUUAAAAGUAGCAUGUCUGGGUAUGGG
Molecule: messenger RNA, 287 nt
Organism: Pisolithus orientalis
Lineage: Eukaryota; Fungi; Basidiomycota; Agaricomycetes; Boletales; Pisolithaceae
Exons: 4
Coding region: 1-240 (79 amino acids)
Source: RefSeq, a predicted model, not a curated record